AUGAACUUCUUCAGCCAGUUUCUCGAGCUGUGGAAUUCUCGUUUUCCUGGAGAUAAUAAAGCCCCCCAAUUGGAUUGUUUGAAAGCGGAUCAGUUUAGCUCAGUGAUUGAUCAGAGACGUGCACUUGAGGAGCAGUCCUGCAAAUUAUCAAUGUCGAUUGAGGAGCUCAAACAAAAAAUUGACUACGAUUCUUUUACAAAUGAUUAUUUGCAGAAGUGUAUUCAGAAGUUGGGUGCUAUAUCUCAAGUUUUCAAUGAGAUAGAACAUAGUGACCCAAAAAUAUCUGGGUCUUCAAAUAGUCAGUUAACACCUCUUAACAAUUUUCCUGGUGACAUUCCAAAUACAAUGCUAUCUCACCAUACACAACCGUGUUUUCCGAAUAAUGCUGCCAACUUUUCUCUUUUACCUCAAUGUAUCGCAUCGGGAUUGAUUAAUUCGGCAUCUCCACUUCUUGCUGCUGUCGCUACUUCCACAACACCGUUUUUAUUCCCGUCAACGUUGAAUCAUUUCUCCUGUCCAGAUGUUAUAAAAUCUGAUCCAGAUCAAGUUGGACAAUCCAGUAGACCUGUUGGUUCUACCGAUCAUUCCCUUUUCCGGUCUUCACACGAAAAUCAACCCUUCGAGGUUACACCAUCUCCCGUUCAUAAUAACUUGUUUUGCUCUGGAACAAGUUACGCUACUCCUGUAGUAUCCCGUUCUAUACCGCAUGAUACAGGGAGCUGUAUGAAAUCGAAUUACUCCACUGGGUUGACAGGAGCAACUACGGAUGCUCAAGCGGCAGCUGCUGCUGUUGCUGCUGCUUUCGGACUUAACUUUCCUGCUACCGGUGGUGGUUCUCUCACAAACAACAACAACAACAACAACAAUAAUAUGAUGGGAUUUAACAAACAAAGAAAUCAAUCUGGUUCAAGUCUACUUCAAAUCUCACCUUUAAGUUCGAUAAAUGGUACAGAUGGGAAAGAAGAAGAUAGUUCAGUUGAACGCCCUUUUCAAUGCAUGACAUGUUCAAGAACUUUUUCUGUCAAAGCAGGUCUAGUCCAACAUAUGCGUACGCACACAGAUGAACGGCCAUAUCCAUGCAUUCAUUGUGGCAGAGCUUUUAAACAAAAAAUCCAACUCACCACUCAUAUGCGUGUACAUAGCGGUGAACGUCCUUAUGGUUGCCGUUUAUGCGGCAAGUUAUUCCGCCAACAAAGUCAUGUAGUUCAACAUUUACGAACGCAUACAGGAGAAAAGCCGCAUAAAUGUUAUCAAUGCGGAAAGGCUUUUAGACAAAAGUAUAGCCUUAUUUCUCAUCAACGUCGUAUGUGUCGUAAUCGUUCUGCGUCUAAUCCAAUUGCCGCUGGAAUGACUAUGUGGAUAAGUCCAGGCGCUGGAGGAGAUACUGGUAAUCUUAUUAAAGAAUUUUCACCAAAUAAUAAGUGUAAUUCAUCCAUUGCUAGCCCAAAUGUUUCAUUAUCCACUCCAAUCUCAGUUAUGACAUCGCUUCAAUCACCCCAAUCCCCAUUUGUAUCCUCACCGGUAUCAAAUAACCUUACACUAUCUCAAAGUCAUUUCCAGAACCCGGUCAGUUUAAAUGGUGAUUCACAGUGUGAAAAUCCACUUUCAACAAGAUCCCGUUGUAAUUCCCUGUCAAAGAAUAAAUAUGAAUUACAAGAUUGGUCGUGUGCUUCUCUUUCCAGGCAUCCAUCAUCACGUUUAGCUGCAGCAGCAGCAGCAUCAGAACAACAGUAUCAGAAGAUGAUUCCAUGCAUAGUCCAAGAACUUCAAGAUCAAGCAAUCUACAAAACCAUGCUCCAAUGGGUUUAACUUAGCGCAGGAUGUUGUAAAGGUUCUUGGGGACUGUUUUAUAUAUACAUAAUUCAGAGUAUGUUUGUUAUCAUCUCAUUUAUUGUUGAAUAGCCCUCAUUAUACAUAUAUAUACAUGUAUGCAUAUAUAUAUUGGCAAAUGCUUUCCACUACUUUAUUUUGAUACCUAUGACAAGCGGUGUUUGUGUGUGUGUGUGCAUGUCAAACCUUGAAAUCUAAUUAAUUAGGAAGACAUUGAAUAUUUGUCAUUUAUAUUGAUCAAAAUACUUUCUUUCGUAUUUAUUAUUAUUAAAAAGUUGACUUAUUUUUUGCUGCUGUUCCUUUUUCAUUUGCUUUACCACAACCACAACCACCGCCACCACUCACUGACUGAUAUGACAAUGAUUCCUAAUCAAUCUCUCUCUCUCUCUCCUUCCACAGAGACAGACUAUCAAACGUAUACAAUCGAAUCUUUCAUAAUAUACAACAACACAACAAAAUAACUUCACUAUUUUUACCUUUUCUGAAUUUCGUUUUUAUAAUUAAUCCUGUUAUAUAUAUUCCAAAGAAAAAUUGCUUCUUUGUUUUGUAAAGUGCUUUCAAAAUUGACUUUUUUUUAUAAACAAACAACACAUUUUUCGCUUCAUAUUGGUUUUCCCCUGUCUAUUGCAUCAUAGUAAAUAUUACUACUGCCACUAUUACUAUCAUUAUUAUUCAACCAAGAAAUAAAUAUACAUUUCGUCUAUUUGUUGUUUGUAAUGCCAGAUGAUGAUGAAAUUGUGAGUCACCAUGGUGAUGAUGAACAGGUAUGCGUGUUUGUGUGUGUGUGUGAAGAUCCUAUGUACCUUUCAUUCCUUGUGUUAUAUAUAUAUAUAUAUAUACAUCUUGAUGCUUCUUGACAUUAUUAUUAUUAUUAUCUUUUUUUUCUAUUUGCCUAUUUGUAAUAAUUCCUUCCCAAAAUUAUUCAAAUAUAUUACAUCAUCACGUGAUCCAUUAUCAAAAUGUGUCCUACUUUCAAACAAGGCCUUCGUUGUUAUUACUAUUACUACUUAUAUAUAUAUAU
Trichobilharzia szidati is the source of this 2851-nucleotide messenger RNA. NCBI's taxonomy places the organism in Eukaryota, Metazoa, Platyhelminthes, Trematoda, Strigeidida, Schistosomatidae. The record is from the annotation of a GenBank genome assembly.